This is a messenger RNA of Ogataea philodendri, 1182 nucleotides long. RefSeq lists its product as uncharacterized. Gene Ontology annotation, cellular component: plasma membrane; fungal-type vacuole. Lineage: Eukaryota; Fungi; Ascomycota; Pichiomycetes; Pichiales; Pichiaceae. Bases 1 to 1182 code for a protein of 393 amino acids. The transcript has a single exon. The record is from RefSeq and is a predicted model, not a curated record.
AUGGUCCACUUUACCACAGACCCAACACAGAUAGCUUCUGUCUACGCUUCCGCAGCCUCCGUCUUCGAAUCAGCCACUUCGGUUCUUGCCACAGCAACAGCCGAGGUUUCUACCAGAAGUCUGGCUGGUGUGGCUCAAGCUGCCCAGGUUACCAUGUCCUACUACUCGAUCGCCGAGCUGGCCGCAACUGCCACCGAUCCAGGUGUUGCUUCCAGCGCAUCAGCAGAGCUGGUCGUCGCAUCCUCCGCUCUCGCAAAUUAUAUUCAGCAUAAUGAAAAUUAUGGAGGUAACGCACCGUCGCUCGGUGGUAACGCCGCAUUGCUCGCUGUGAUGAGUCUAUUUCUUGGCUUUUUGGUUGUUGUUGGAAUCAUUUACAGAAACUGGUGGUUCCUUGUCACGUUCUCUUGCGGUAUUAUUCUAGAAAUUUUGGGUUACGUCGGUAGAAUUUGGUCUUCCAAAAACAUCGACUCGUUCAAUGGAUAUGUGGUUCAAUUGGUCUGUCUGACUCUGGCACCGUGCUUCAUCAUGGCGGGAAUUUAUUACACUAUUGCCGAGUUAUCCGUUAUAAUGGGGGAACAAUACUCACUUCUGAAACCGAUGCAAUAUUCGCUCAUGUUUGUUUUAUUUGAUCUUAUUUCUAUUAUUCUGCAAGGUGCAGGAGGUGCAAUUGCUUCCUCGUCUCUGUCGGAAUAUGAGAGCGUGCAAGGCGGAGCAAACGUCAUGAUUGGAGGUCUGGCAUUCCAAGUCUUCUCUAUCGGUCUGUUCCAGAUGUUCUGGUAUUACUUUUUGUUCAGAUGCUACAAAACUUACAAGCAAUACGGAGACUCCAGAUUUGAUGCUCGGUUUUCCAGGGUUAGACACGGAAAGCUGUUUGUGCCAUACCUGUUCGCAAUUUCGCUUUCUGUCCUUUUGGUUUUCGUGCGUUCAAUUUACAGACUGAUCGAACUUGCAGAAGGUUUUUCCAGUCACUUAGCCACAACUGAAAUUUAUUUUUUUAUUUUGGAGGCACUUAUGAUGAGCUUGGCAAUUUUGAUUAUGCUCGUUAUCUAUCCGGGAUUUGUUUACGGCCGCAACUUGAACAUUCCGGUCGACAAGAGAUUGUCAACCACGUUCUCGUUCAAGCGUCCGCAACCAUACUACGGAGAGUACGCUCAACCAGAGUCCAAAGCAGAAAACAUUUGA